GGAAGAUAUUGUCUAACUAUCGGACUAUCAUUUCUAGCUUUAUUUACCCUGGCAACAUUGGAUGUCCUGACUGAAUCUACUGCGUCAUAUGACAAGUCUUUCAAUGUUGGAAAGUCGGAAGACGCCUCAACGUUGUCUCCAUCCAGUCAAUUCGAUUUCCUGCCACCCUAUAUUAACAUCAAGAACACCAUAUCCACCUCAAAAUGUCCAAACUAGACGAAUCUGACGGGAUCCCCUACGCAUGGCAAAAUCUGAACCCAGGCCAGCGAUACAUCAAAGUAGACAACAAGAUGCUUUUUCCAUGCCCACCAGAUGUCAACGUCCUUGAAUUCCCUCCCAAUAAGGAAGUCAUAACCAUUCUCGCCAAACAGAUGGCUAGACUUGUACUCGAAAUUGAUUUUUCCAUUGUUUCGAAGUCCGGACACGGUGUGCGACAUUCCGAAGCGGAAGCAAUGAAGCUUGUCUUUGGGCAUACUUCUGUACCCGUUCCUGAAGUGAUCGUGACGAGCUUUGAUGGUGAGAAAGGCAAUAUCCACAUGACUAUCAUUCCAGGCACCUGUUUAGAGGUAAAGUGGGAUAUGCUUGAUAUCCAGUCUAAGGAGUCCAUCUGUCUGCAACUCUGGGAUCUUAUAUCCAAAUGGCGAGAAAUUCCCCUCCCCUCAAACUUAACUGGUCUUUACCAGUGCGCGGCCGAUGGCUCUCCGUCAAGGGAUCCCCUACUCGAGGAUUUACAGAGUCCAAAGCGGCCGCUAACAAGUGACUCCGAACUCCGGGGCCGGAUCUACGAAAGAUACCUCUACUUCGGCGGCCUUCGGUACAAACACACAUUGCCAGAUAUGUUGCCCCGAUCGGACCGGAGCGUUUUCACCCAUGGUGAUAUCGCACCCCGCAAUAUCAUGAUCAAUGAUGAAAACCAGAUCACGGGCAUUCUUGAUUGGGAAUACGCCGGCUGGUACCCUGACUAUUGGGAGUAUGCGCAGAUUAUGAGGCCCGCUUUUCAUGGGGAUUUUCAGGAUCUGAUGAAUAAGACGGCACCGCAGACGUGGGAUCUUAGUGGUAUUAAUGCUUCGCGGAAGGUUCUGUUUUAAAUUCCUCUCUUGGUUUAUUUGAGUUUGCCUUUUCUGAUUCUGUGGAUCCGAUUAUGUCCAAAUAUUCUGCUGACUUUAUAGACGGCUCUAUACGCUUUUUUGUUGUGCGUUCUUGUCAUUUCUGCUUCUUAUUUUUCACCGUAUACUAUGUUGAUGUCUCUCGAACGGUUAUGUCCAGUUUAUAUAUGAUAUGAUAAAGGAAUGUCUUCUCUGUUCAACUCUGAGAUCGAGCGUGAGACCUCAAUAGGAAUCAAAUCAG
Molecule: messenger RNA, 1347 nt
Organism: Aspergillus ibericus CBS 121593
Lineage: Eukaryota; Fungi; Ascomycota; Eurotiomycetes; Eurotiales; Aspergillaceae
Product: aminoglycoside phosphotransferase family protein
Exons: 1
Coding region: 204-1088 (294 amino acids)
Source: RefSeq, a predicted model, not a curated record